UCUGGAAGGCUGAGCAGAGGUGACAUGGACACCACACCUGUGACUGCUGCCUCUGACUCAUGUGAGGGCGGGAAGCCCACAGGCCUGUCUCUCUGACUGUGUGGACCCUCCCCGUGCACCUUGGGUGAUGUUGGACUCAGUGACACACAACACCUUCCUGCCCAACGUGUCCUUCUGCGACCCCCUGAUGUCGUGGACUGACCUGUUCAGCAAUGAAGAGUAUUAUCCUGCCUUUGAGCAUCAGACAGCCUGUGACUCCUACUGGCCGUCGGUCCACCCUGAGUACUGGACGAAGCGCCACGUCUGGGAAUGGCUCCAGUUCUGCUGCAACCAGUAUAAGCUGGAUGCCAACUGCAUCUCCUUCUGCCACUUCAACAUCAGCGGCCUGCAGCUGUGCAGUAUGACACAGGAGGAGUUCAUCGAGGCAGCUGGUGUCUGCGGGGAGUACCUGUACGUCAUCCUCCAGAACAUGCGCUCGCAAGGUUACUCCUUUUUUAAUGACCCUGAAGAGACCAAGGCCACCAUCAAAGACUACGCUGUUUCCAGUUGCUUGAAAACAAGUGGCAUCAAAAGUCAAGACUGUCACAGUCAUAGUCGAACAAGCCUCCAGAGCUCUCACCUAUGGGAAUUUGUGAGAGACCUGCUUCUAUCUCCUGAGGAAAACUGUGGCAUUCUGGAAUGGGAAGAUAGGGAACAAGGUAUUUUUCGGGUAGUUAAAUCAGAAGGCCUGGCAAAGAUGUGGGGACAAAGGAAGAGAAAUGACAGAAUGACGUAUGAAAAGUUGAGCAGAGCUCUGAGGUACUACUAUAAAACAGGAAUUCUGGAACGGGUCGACCGAAGAUUAGUAUACAAAUUUGGAAAAAAUGCACACGGGUGGCAGGAAGACAAGCUAUGACCUCCUCCAUCAUCAAGCUCAUUUUAUGGAUUUCUGUCUUUUAAAACAAUAGAUUGCAAUAGACCUUGAAAGUUCACUUUUUUAAAAGCCUGCAAACGUGCUGAUAAAAUUUCUCCACAUCUCAGCUUACAUUUGGAUUCAGAGUUGUUGUUGUCUACUUGGGGGUGAUGACAGCAACCCUUAAGAAAUUCCUUUUUUUUUUUUUUUUUACCCGAGGGGAGGAGGGGAUGAUCUUUUGUGGUACCCGGAUCAAACAUCACUUCCCUAAUGAAGAGUUGCAGAACCACAAUGCCCUGUGCCAUUGCUGCUGCUCAGAGAAAAAGGAUCCAAUUCUGCCAUAAGAGGCUCAUCCGGUGCUCCCAUUCCAAAGGCUCAAAAGUUUUCACAUAGUUAACUGUGGCAGCUCACAAAGCAAAAAAAA
This is a messenger RNA of Lipotes vexillifer (Yangtze River dolphin), 1316 nucleotides long. RefSeq names its product E74 like ETS transcription factor 5 (gene ELF5). Lineage: Eukaryota; Metazoa; Chordata; Mammalia; Artiodactyla; Lipotidae. The record is from RefSeq and is a predicted model, not a curated record. Gene Ontology annotation, molecular function: sequence-specific DNA binding; DNA-binding transcription factor activity, RNA polymerase II-specific. The transcript is spliced from 7 exons. Bases 128 to 895 code for a protein of 255 amino acids. Gene Ontology annotation, cellular component: nucleus. Gene Ontology annotation, biological process: cell differentiation; regulation of transcription by RNA polymerase II.